Ceratotherium simum simum (southern white rhinoceros) is the source of this 534-nucleotide messenger RNA. Lineage: Eukaryota; Metazoa; Chordata; Mammalia; Perissodactyla; Rhinocerotidae. The record is from RefSeq and is a predicted model, not a curated record.
GCCCGCUUGCGGAGAUGCCUGCGAGGAAGACGCGUAAGUUUGGGCAGCCGAGCCCCACGCGGGUCCCGGCAGAGCUUGAAGUUGAGUGUGCCAUUCAAAUCAGGAGAAUUGGAGACAAACUGAAUUUCCGGCAGAAACUUCUGAAUCUCAUAACCAAACUCUUCCGCUCAGGAACCUGACUGCUUCAGAAGCCUCUGAAUGAGGAGACUCCUUUAAAAUGGAAGAUUCCCCAGUAGGUGCAAAUUGCAUCAAUUAGAGGAGAGACUGCCUUGUAAUGGAGAGGAAUGUGAAGGAGCUCUCACUUGCUUCUGGCUGCCCUUGGGAACAAAGAUGGAAUACAUCAAAAAUGAAUUUGUGUUGGAGGUUUCCCUGAAGUCAUUCUUUGGGAUGUGAGAACAUUAUGAAGCCACCUUGUUCAUUUUAAAGCAAGGAUGGAAGAACUUUGAAAAUAGGACAUUAAUUAUUUAUACGUUUUGUUUUUGCUUAGAUAAUUGUUCUAGUAUUUUUACUAAAGGUUGCUGCCCAGCCUGGUAU